Molecule: messenger RNA, 1763 nt
Organism: Lutra lutra (Eurasian river otter)
Lineage: Eukaryota; Metazoa; Chordata; Mammalia; Carnivora; Mustelidae
Product: T-cell surface glycoprotein CD1a-like
Exons: 7
Coding region: 16-1161 (381 amino acids)
Biological process (GO): antigen processing and presentation, exogenous lipid antigen via MHC class Ib; positive regulation of T cell mediated cytotoxicity; immune response
Cellular component (GO): external side of plasma membrane
Molecular function (GO): lipopeptide binding; exogenous lipid antigen binding; endogenous lipid antigen binding
Source: RefSeq, a predicted model, not a curated record
CAGAAGAGAAGUGCUAUGUGGGGGGUAGGUUUGUUAAAACAACCGUCAAAGACCAACUUUCUAAGAGACAGAACAUCUGCAAGUACAAUGCUGUUCCUGCAACUUGUGCUGCUGGUGGUUCUCCUCCCAGGUGGUGACAGUGAAGAUGAUUUCCAGGAGCCGAUCUCCUUCCAAAUCAUCCUGAUCUCAUCCUUUUACAACCAUUCCUGGGCACAAAAUUUGGGCUCAGCUUGGGUGGAUGAGCUGCAGACCCAUGCCUGGGACAGCAAGACUGGAAUUUUCACAUAUCUGCAGCCUUGGUCCAAGGGCAAUUUUAGCAGGGAGACGCUCACAGAACUGGAAAGGAUACUCCAUACAAAUGCUAUGAGAUUUUUUCAGAUAAUUCGUAAUCAUGUCAGUGAAUGGCAGUUUGAAUAUCCCUUUCAGGUACAGGCAGCAGGAAGCUGCGAGCUGCACAUUGGAGAGGCAUCAGUUGGCUUUGCCCGGAUUGCUUACCAAGGAUUAGAUCUCGUUAGUUUCCAGAACACGUCAUGGUGGCCAUCUCCAAAGGGAGGAAGCAGGGCUCAGAAGGUCUGCACACUAUUCAAUCAGGAUCAUAUUUUCAAUGAAAUACUAUACACGCUCCUCAGUGACACCUGCCCCCGGUUCCUGUUGGGUCUUCUUGAAGCAGGGAAGGCGUAUUUCCAGCGACAAGUGAGACCAGAGGCCUGGCUGUCCACUGGCUCCAGUCCCUGUCCUGGAUGUCUGCUGCUGGUGUGCCAUGUGUCUGGGUUCUACCCAAAGUCUGUGUGGGUGAUGUGGAUGCGGGGUGAGCAGGAGCAACAGGGCACCCAGCGAGGUGACCUUCUGCCUCAUGCUGAUGGGACAUGGUAUCUUUGGGUGUCCUUGGAUGUGAAAGCCACGGAGGCAUCUGGCCUGUCGUGCCUGGUGAGACACAGCAGUCUAGGAGACCAGGACAUGGUCCUCUAUUGGGAGCAGCCCCACUCCAUGGGCUUCAUCUUCCUGGUGGUGAUGGUGCCCCUGGUGCUUCUGGCAGGUCUGGCAUUGUGGCUCUGGAAGCGCUGGAAAACACACUGGAGACAUCAGUGCACUGGCUUCCCUUCUGAGCAAGAUCCCAGCAGCCCAGGCUCCGGCACUUACCUAAACCCAACUCAGUGGUGAAGUCCUUGCAACUCUGUUUUUUCAGCACCAGAGAAGCAAGCUGAGGAUGAAGGCUACAUGCAAGAAGGCAGAAAAAUUACAUUUGUGAAAUUUGUCAACAAGGUAGAUACCAAGUGUUCUCACAACAAGAAGGAGAAAUAAAAGAAAAGAAAGAGAAGGAGAAGUUCUAGAUGUGAGACCAUGGCCAAGUUAAAUGGCUUGACUAUGGGCUCCUGUCAUCAUGUACACAUACACCAAAACCUCAAGUGAUUACUUCAUUUUGUUUUUAAAAGAAAAGAGCAAUAAAAAUAUUCAACCAUGUGAUGAAUGCUACAUGAAAGAUUAACUUUCAUGAUUUGCUUCAAUAAAAGUUUUCUUGACCAAUUCUGCAUUUUCCUUGCAAAAUGCAGCAUGCCACACUAGAUGCAUCACAGGUGAGGAUGUGAGCAUUCACGUGCAGCUCCUUGCAUGCAUCACACGCACCAAACUGCCAUGGUUCUUCAGCCUGUCCUCUCUUAGAAGUUGUUGGAAGACAUUCCUCAGGAGGACCUUCAUUCAUGUCAUGUCACAGACUCUGCUGCAACUGUUAGGGCCCUAGAGGGCCCAUAUGUCCUGUGGUGUCU